Molecule: messenger RNA, 1732 nt
Organism: Lipotes vexillifer (Yangtze River dolphin)
Lineage: Eukaryota; Metazoa; Chordata; Mammalia; Artiodactyla; Lipotidae
Gene: ASAH1
Product: N-acylsphingosine amidohydrolase 1
Exons: 14
Coding region: 77-1264 (395 amino acids)
Biological process (GO): fatty acid metabolic process
Cellular component (GO): lysosome
Molecular function (GO): fatty acid amide hydrolase activity; N-acylsphingosine amidohydrolase activity
Source: RefSeq, a predicted model, not a curated record
GGUCUGCUCUGAGCUCAGGUGGUACCUCGUGCGGCCUCUUCUGGCGUCUUUUGCAGCGGCGUUCGCGGCAGGAGCGAUGCUUUGUUGGAGUCGCUUAACCUUCGUCUUAAUGAGCGUGACCGUCACCUGCUCGGUGGCGCAGCACGUGCCACCGUGGACAGAAGACUGCAGAAAGUCAACCUAUCCUCCCUCUGGACCAACCUAUAGGGGUCCGGUUCCGUGGUACACUAUAAAUCUCGAUUUACCACCGUACAAAAGAUGGCAUGAAUUGAUGGUUGACAAGGCACCAGCGCUAAAAGUUAUAGUGAAUUCCCUGAAAAAUAUGAUAAAUGCAUUUGAGCCAAGUGGAAAAAUUGUGCAGUUAGUGGAUCAAAAGUUGCCUGGUCUACUUGGCAACUUUCCUGAGCCUUUCGAGGAGGAAAUGAAGGGGAUUGCAGCAGUUACUGAAAUACCUUUAGGAGAGAUUAUUUCAUUCAAUAUUUUCUAUGAAUUUUUUACCAUUUGUACUUCAAUAAUAACAGAAGACAAAGAAGGUCAUCUACUACAUGCGCGAAACAUGGAUUUUGGAGUAUUUCUUGGGUGGAAUGUAAAUAAUAAUACCUGGGUCGUAACUGAGGAACUAAAACCUUUAACAGUGAAUUUGGACUUCCAAAGAAACAAUAAAACUGUCUUCAAGGCGGCAGGCUUUGCUGGCUAUGUGGGCAUGUUAACAGGAUUCAAACCAGGACUACUUAGUCUUACACUCAAUGAACGUUUCAGUACAAAUGGCGGUUUUAUGGGUGUCAUAGAAUGGAUUUUGGGAAAGAAAGAUGCCAAGUGGAUAGGGUUUAUCAUUAGAUCAGUUCUGGAAAAUAGCACAAGUUAUGAAGAAGCCAAGACUACAUUGACCAAAACCAAAGUAUUGGCCCCAGCAUACUUUAUCCUGGGAGGCAACAAGUCUGGGGAGGGUUGUGUGAUUACACGAGACAGAGAACAGUCUUUGGAUAUAUAUGAACUCGACCCCAAGCAAGGUAUAUGGUAUGUGGUACAAACAAAUUAUGAUCGUUGGAAAAAUCCCUUCUUCCUUGAUAAUCGCAGAACACCUGCAAAGAUGUGUCUAAACCAGACAACCCAAGAGAAUAUCUCAUUUGCAACCAUGUACGAUGUCCUGUCAACAAAACCUGUCCUCAACAAGCUGACGGUAUACACAGCCUUGAUAGACGUUACCAAAGGUCAAUUUGAAACAUACCUGCGGGACUGCCCAGACCCCUGUAUAGGUUGGUGAGCACACACCUGGCCUAUAGGAUGCGCCCGGUAUGACAUCAAGAUGGGAGCUCACAUGGGACUGAGUACAGCCAUCUGAUCUCCUUCCAAAGACUGAGACUGAGGGCGGGUUCUCUUUGAGGUGUGAGCUUGUCCUGCUUGGUAUGUUUACAAUUCACAGGCUGUUUUUGCCAUCAUGGUUGAUUUUUCUUAUGUACAAGUAACUCCUUUUAGUGAAGUACAGCAAUCAUCCAGAAUUUACUGUGGUUCCUUUCAGUCUGAUUCAUUUGGGGAUGGGGAUGGGUAAUUAAAACUAUUGCAGGACCCACACCCAUGGAAUAAAGCAAGAUUUCUCUGUGAGCACAGAAUCCUGUACAUCUGUGUAAUAGUUAAAUAGUCCACAUUAUUCAGUUUUUCACUUUUAUCUACAUAUUUGUAUGUUUUUGUCUUUUCUUCCUGGCUCUUACUAUUAAAAUUAAUAUACCAUUGU